This is a messenger RNA of Pochonia chlamydosporia 170, 1479 nucleotides long. Its product is annotated as ubiquinone biosynthesis monooxygenase COQ6. Gene Ontology annotation, molecular function: FAD binding; 2-octaprenyl-6-methoxyphenol hydroxylase activity; oxidoreductase activity, acting on paired donors, with incorporation or reduction of molecular oxygen, NAD(P)H as one donor, and incorporation of one atom of oxygen. Gene Ontology annotation, biological process: ubiquinone biosynthetic process. The record is from RefSeq and is a predicted model, not a curated record. Gene Ontology annotation, cellular component: mitochondrion. NCBI's taxonomy places the organism in Eukaryota, Fungi, Ascomycota, Sordariomycetes, Hypocreales, Clavicipitaceae. The transcript has 2 exons. Bases 1 to 1479 code for a protein of 492 amino acids.
AUGCCACAGGCCACAAUGGUCGGGGCACGGGGACUUUUGUCAACGUCAACCUUUGUUUGCAGAAGCUGCUCUCGAUCCGUCCGCCGUCAAUCUCAGCGCUCGUACUCAACAUCAAGAGAUGACAUAUACGACGUAGUUUGUGUUGGCGGUGGUCCAGCCGGUCUGAGCCUAUUGACAGCCCUUCGUGCAAGCCCAAUCACAUCCAGACUGCGAGUUGCCCUCGUCGAAGCCCAAGACCUUUCCAAGACCGCCGCCUUCUCCCUCCCGCCGACCCAGUUCUCAAAUCGCUGCAGCUCCUUAACACCUUCAUCAGCCCAAUAUCUCAACACAAUCGGAGCAUGGACGCACAUGAAGCGCGAGCGAAUCCAAGACUUCCACGAGAUGCAAGUCUGGGAUGGCGUCACGGACGCCCGAAUUGAAUUCGACCCUCCGCAAAGCUCCGGUCCCAGCAAAACUAUUGCCUACAUGACGGAAAACCUGAACCUUACAUCCGGCCUGUUAAGGCGUCUAAAUGAGUUAGGCAACGUCGACAUCUUCGACAAUUCGAGAGUGGAGAAAAUCGACCUGGGCGAGGAGACUGAAGAUAUGGACCUCAGCGAGUGGCCCAUCGUCCAUCUAUCCGGCGGCCAAUCUCUAGCUGCGCGACUUCUCGUCGGCGCUGACGGCGCCAACAGCCCCGUACGAUCAUUUGCAGGCAUCGAGAGCCGUGGUUGGGACUAUGGCAGACAUGGUCUCGUCGCGACGCUGCAGCUCGAAGGUGAGGGAUGGGGCGGACAGUUCAGCAAGAUCGCGUACCAGCGCUUCUUGCCUACUGGUCCUGUUGCUAUGCUCCCCUUGCCAGGCAAUUACUCAACAUUGGUGUGGUCUACUACGCCAGAGAAUGCAGCGCUAUUGAAAAAACUAUCUCCCAAAGACUUCAUCGCCUUGGUAAACGCGGCGUUCCGUCUCAGUCCUGUGGACCUAGGAUACAUGCACACCCAGACAGAGGGACAAGAGGACGAAUACAACUGGAGGAUGCAGCAUACCCCCGUGGACCUUGAAGCCAUCCCACAAACUGUCAUCGGUGUGCAAGAAGGCUCCAUCGCCUCAUUCCCCCUGAAGCUCCGCCACGCAGACACGUAUAUUGGCGAAAGAAUCGCACUGGUGGGAGAUGCAGCGCACACCGUCCACCCCCUGGCCGGACAAGGUCUCAACAUGGGACAAGGUGACGUGCAGAGCCUCGUCAAGAGCAUAGAGUACGCUGUUUCGCAUGGACAGGAUUUGGGAACUCAAUUGUCUCUUGAGAGCUACAAUAGCGAGCGGUACGCUACUAACCAUGUCUUGAUGGGCGUGUGUGACAAGCUGCACAAGAUCUAUUCUGUUGAGAGCGGGCCAUUGGUUGGUCUUCGAUCUAUAGGCUUGCAGGCUGUUAAUGCUCUGUCGCCGUUGAAGAAUUUCUUCAUGGGACAGGCAUCCGGGACUGGUGUCAAAGUUGUAUAG